Molecule: messenger RNA, 1366 nt
Organism: Ichthyophthirius multifiliis
Lineage: Eukaryota; Ciliophora; Oligohymenophorea; Hymenostomatida
Exons: 4
Source: RefSeq, a predicted model, not a curated record
AUCUCCACGUAUAUCAUAAAUAUCACAAUAAGAAUAAUACUAAUAUUAACAUCUUUAAUAACCACUAAGCGCUUCAAACUAAUAAUAAUCAUAAUAAGUAUCUUAAAUAUCAUAAUCAAAUAUGAAAAAAAUGAUUCCUUUAGAUAGUCCUGAAAUCCAUAAUACAAAUGAAUUAUAUACAAUGGGAAAUAAUGUUGGAUUAUAAAAUCGUUUAGAUAUAAUAGAAGGUAAUCUAAAUAGAGUUUGUAAUUAACAUGAUGCAUUAAUGCCUUUGUUAGGCUUAUUAGAAACAGUGCCUAAAAUUAAUAGUAUAGAGUAAAAUAUAAAGACUGUAUAGAAAAAAAGUGUUGAAUUUGAUUCUAAAUUAGAAAAAUUAGAAGCAUAGAUAAAUAUUAGUAAAAAUUAAUAAACUUUUGUAUAAAUAGAGAGAAAUUUCAAAUCUACUUCUUAAUCAAUUUCUUAAAUAAAAACAGAUUUAAAAGAUAUGUAAUAAGCCCUUAAUAAUAAUUAAAAAAUCGCAGAAGUAAAAAUAAAAGAAGAUGCCUAGAAUAUAUAUAGAAAUGUAGACGUUAAAAUUGCCAAAAACAGAAAAGAUAUUCAAAAUUUACUUGCAGAAUUUAAAAACUAAAUUUCAUUAUAAUUAAAAAGAAACGAAGAUAUAGAUUAUGCAUAAGUAUAAUACAAAACUGUCUAAAAUGAAGAUGUGAAGCGUUGUCUUGAUGGAUAUGUAGAUGUUAUUCAUAAAUAAUAUGAAGGAGAUAUGAGUAAUUUAUAUAGAGAAAUAGGAAUGUUAAGGAGUGAAUUAGAACUUUUACAUGAUAAAGCAAGAAGAGCUUAAAUAUAUGAAUAAAUAUCUCAUUUUCCAAAAUAAAUAAAUGAAAGUGAAAAAAAAAUAGCCAUCGCUAAUUUAGAAUAACAUGUAUUUUUUUCAGAAAUAGAAAAAUUCGAUAAAGAAAAUUAAGAAAGAAUAUUGUAUGAAAUAGAUUGUUUGGAAGAUAAAGUUUAAUAAAUUAUACAUAUUAUUAAUAAUAAUGGAAAACAAUAAACUGAUUUUGAUAGUGAAAUCGCUUUUCUUGAAGAUAGACUUUUUUCUAUGAAAAAUUAAAUACAUGGAACUAAAAAAAAAUAUCUUAUUGAUGUCAGAAAAAUAGAAGAUAGACUCGAAAAGCUAAUUAUUUUAAAAGAAUAAACUAUUUCUAAUGGACUAACUUCACAUUUUGUUUAAUAGAAUAUUUAAGAUAUUGAUUAAUAUCCUCAUAGAAUCGAAUAAUUAAAUCAUUCAAUUAAUUUAAAUGUAGAAUAAUUGUAAUCUAGAUAAAAAGAAAUUGAUGAAAAAUUAAAUGCUCUUAAAGGUCUCAGAUAAUGA